ACAUGGGCAUUAGAGCUUGACAAAAGCCAAAUGAGAAUUAUAUUCUCGUCGAGAAGUGAAGCAGCAGGGUGAUGGGGUCGAUAAGGUCGAUAUGGCCAUCAACUUUUUACUGCUUUGUUCUUUUUAUUGUUAUUUGCGAAUGGAUCGUACUAUGUGAAUUAAAUAGGCUACUAGAUGUUAGCCAUUUGUCAGAUAUCUACUUUUUUUUUAUUUUCUAUAAGAAAGGGGAGCAUGUUCCCCAUUUUUCCCACACAAAAUUUUGAGGCAUUUGGAGUUGAGAGCUUGAAGUUGGAAGAGUGGAAUCUUAGAGAGAGGAUUUUUGGAGGAGAUAGAGAGAGGUUGGUUUACCCCUCACUAUCUUUGAAUGUUCUUGAUGAAUUUCUUUUGAGGUCCCAAGCAUGUUAGCUAGAAUUUUUGUCGUAUUUUGCUUUGAGUUUUAGUCGAUUAUUCGUUUGUCGUUUCUUGAUUUUGAUCCAAGCUUGUUGUAAAUACUUGCAUAUUUACUGUUUGUUGGAGCAUGCUAAAUUUUUCUAAGUAUGAGAACUAGUGAGCCCCUUAGGGGCAAUAGGGUGAUAAUCUUCUGCAUGAUAAUUGUAAACUUGGGCCCGUCGGGGCGAUAGGGGCAAUAACUCUUGCUUAUGAAUUUUUAUGACCCGACCCUAUCAGGGUGUUGGGGGCCAUGGCCUUUGUGAUUGAGAAUUUAUGAUUUAAGCCCAACGGGGCAAUUGGGGUAAUAACCCUUUUGCAUAAAUGAUUAAAAUUUGGCCCCAUGGGGGUGAUAGGGGCAAUAGCUCUUGCUUAUAAUAAUCAUGGACUUAGCCCUUUAGGGUCAAUCGAGGCAAUAGUUUUCAUAAAUAAAAACUUAGGAAUUGGGCCCAACAGGGCGAUGGGGGCGAUACCCUUAUGUGUAAUAAAUUAGGCCUUAGCCCCAUGGGGUCACUAGGGGCAAUAUGAUCUACAUGCUUAACAUAUAUAACCUAAAAUAAGGGCGAGGAGAUAAUAUAACCAACACUUUAAAUGUAUGAUAACAACUGAUAAGCCCCGAUGGGGGUAAUUUAGUUGAUGACUUUCAAAUAUGAAAAGUAGAAGCUAGGCCUCAUUUGGGCGACACGGUCAUUAAUAUCACAAUAUUCACGGUAAUGUAAAGGUCAAGCAUGCUCUUAUAAAAUUAAAGACGAUGUUGGGUAAUGGAGUCGUACCUGUUUAUUUGAGUGAAUCACCCUUGUAAAAAUGCAUUCUUAUUAUCCUUUACACUACUUGAUUGGGUUGGGGCGGUCCUCGUGCUCACAUGGCCUUCAUCCUUGCUACUUUAGGGGCUUUGAUUAUUAUGUCACGUGCACGAGAAGGAUCAAUCGGGUCGUCAAGUAGGACUCGACAUUCGGUUGAUGAGGAUGAGGAUAACGUGUUAGACAUUCCUACUGGAGUGGAGAUCGGGGCUUGGCGAGGUGAAUCGGGUGAUUCAUCUCAAGAUAUGGGCUUAGGGAUUAAUAGUGCUGACGGACUUUACGGGGUUAAGGUUAAUGAGACAUUUUUGUUGGGUAAGAACCAUCCCUCAAAAUUCACCAACAUAAACCAAAUGUAUAACCUUCGAAUAUUAUACAACAUACCUAAAUGGGUUAGCCUUCACGCACCUGGUACGGCCCUUAGGGCGGAUCAUAGUGUCGCGGGUUGGGUGUGUAUGUAUGAGAAGACCUUCAAAGAGGGUCUACGACUUCCUCUUCCCCGCUUGGUCCUAGAGUUCUUGCAUUAUUAUCAUAUCUCGCCGGGUCAACUCAUGCCUAAUGUCUGGCGAGUGUUGAUGGGUAUGCAAGCUUUUGGAGAACUGAAGGGCUUCGAGGUCGAUCUUGAAGAUGUGUUGUCUACUUACACGGUUCAGGAAAAUAACACGGAGAGAGGGCGAUACCAGUUAUCCCGGGGAAAAAAGCUUCCCGAAUUGGUUUGUGGUGUUACGGAUUCUGGUUCGGCCUGGAAACAUAAAUAUUUUUUUAUGAACUAUGAUGCCCUUGGCGACCUGACGGGCUAUGAUAUUCCAUCAGCUUGGUGUAAUGCCCGACGUCUCACCGUUCCUUGGCCGGUGAGUAAUAGAAAUUUGGAGAAAAGAAGAGCACGCUUCACCAUAUUUCCUAGCGACAAGAGGCAUUGGAGUGUUAUCUUGGGAGAAGAGAGUUUAAGACAGACUACUUUGUGGAGUUCCGUCCCUCCUGGUCCAGAAGGUAUUAUUUUUCCUUCAACUAGUGCUCACUCCGAGCUUAUCUUGUCUAUUUGGGCCUCGGAGAUUUUAGGGCAUAGCGGCAGUUUUCACCCGGCUCUACACGACUUGACUUUGGAUGAACGGGCUUAUGCAGACUACGUGAUGUCGCACCCUAAGAUGAAUCUUCUUCCAGAAAAGGAUAGCUAUGAAACUUACUUGAAGAUGCGGGAGAAGAAGAAAGCGUCCGGCAGGGGCAAGAAGGGCGGUUCGGGUAGUGAGCCCGUUAGUGAAUCCGACGUCCAAGUAGUUGAACCGUCGGGGCGGUCAAAGAGGAAGAAGAAAGCAGCGCCUUUUGAGGUCCCGGACUACUCCGAUGGCUCUAUCCAUCUCACACUUCCUAGUGGGACUUCAGCCCAGACCGACUAUGAUUCAUGUGCGGAUCAUUUUGAGCGUCUGUUGCUAGAGGAUGACCGCACCAGGAUGUUGAAGGUUGGCGUGGUUGAUUCUGCCAGCACUGCCGCCCGUCUUGCGUUUCAGGGCUAUCAGUAUACUCUGUUCAUGAAGGAGCAACUGGUAGAGGCGGCUGACCAGCUCAAGGUGGCUCUGAGAGAGCAAGACGCCCUUCGGAAGGAACUCGAGGAAGAGAAGGGUCGUUAUGAAACGGCAGAGAAGGAGCUGAGGGACGAGCUAUCCUUGAAGAGUCACCUGAUUUCUGCCCUUCAGUCUCAGAUAGGGCAAUUGGAGGCGACUUUGAAGGUCCGAGAGGAGGAGCUUCAGUUUAGCCAUCUUCAGACGGUCGUUCUUACCCGUGGUGAGAUGAUGAAGGAGUUCAAGGAAGGGAAAGCGGGUUCCUGGAACGUAGAGAAGGGCAUACGUGAGAUGGAGGAUGUGCUACGUGACCGAGCUGAAGGAGUGGGAGUGGUUGAUGCCACUACUGACGGCGAGGGCGACGGGAGCGAAGACUAGACUUAUUUGUAGUUGAAACUUCAUUCAAACAAUUUCUAUUUGGUUAUGUAAUAGUAAUUAGGCUCUUCGAACUUGAUAUUAUCUACUUUUCUCCCCUAGUUUGAGUCUAGUCUCUUUUGGCUGGACUUGGACUUGGUAUUUGUAGGACAUGUCAUUUUUCGGUAUAUCCAGCCCGAUCAGGGGGUUCGCUCUUUGAUGCUUUAUCCGACAUAUGUCUGAAGUUUAUAAAUUGGAAGAUCAUAUUUUCAAUGGUUUGGCGUAAGGUUCACUUGGUAUGCGAUCUAAGAUUUCCUAAGGGUUGAAACCCAUGUGAUGUGUGCUCAAACUCUUUCAUUGGUUAAGUGAGA
Salvia miltiorrhiza (redroot sage) is the source of this 3504-nucleotide messenger RNA. RefSeq lists its product as uncharacterized. The transcript has 3 exons. The record is from RefSeq and is a predicted model, not a curated record. NCBI's taxonomy places the organism in Eukaryota, Viridiplantae, Streptophyta, Magnoliopsida, Lamiales, Lamiaceae. Bases 1289 to 3157 code for a protein of 622 amino acids.